ACUAGCUGUACAUACUUCUUUGUAUUUAAUUCAAAUGGCAAAUAUUGUGAACAAAUAAUAUGAGAGCUAGAUUGUUUCUGAGUGAGAAAUCAGCAAGCUGUACAAACAGGCAGUCUUAUCAUUGUUCAUAUUUUUCUGUUUGACGUGCAGCCGAACACUGGAACAGCUGAUGCAAGAACAUCUUGGAACCUCACGCCUGCUAUGAAACUACCAUGGAGAAUUCAACUAAAAUACUGUUUGUUCUACAAGGACUGAAUGAGACGAUGUCAAGCAAACACACAUACUUUUUCCUCACUCUUCCUGUUUACCUUUUCACUGUUUUAGUGAACCUGACUUUGAUUGCAACAAUUAUUUUGGAGAAAACAUUCCAUGAGCCCAUGCUUAUAUUUCUGUGUAACUUGUGUGUAAAUGGCCUAUUUGGAACCUCUGCAUUUUAUCCAAAAAUAUUGGUGGACCUUUUAUCUGAAUUGAGUGUUAUUUCAUAUGAAGCUUGCCUGGCCCAAAUAUUUGUAAUAUACAGCUAUAUAUUCUGCGAGUUCAAUACGCUAGCAGUGAUGGCUUAUGACAGGUAUGUCGCGAUAUGCAAGCCGCUCAAUUACCACUCCAUCAUCACACCUCGGAAGGUUGUGAAAUUGCUGAUUUUUAGCUGGCUUUUAUCCAUCAGUGAAUCUGCUAUUGGGGUGGUCCUGAUAGCCAGAUUAACUCUUUGUAGUUUCAAAAUUGAAAAGCUUUAUUGCACAGUUUGGGCAGUGGUAAAGCUGUCAUGUAUGGACACCACAAUCAACAACGUAUUCGGGUUCUUUCUCAUGUUUUUUCACUUUUUACAGGUAGUGCUGAUCUUAAUUUCUUAUAUUAAUAUCAUAAAAGUCUCCGUGCGAUCGAAAAAAGAUCGGAGCAAGUUCAUGCAGAGCUGCUUGCCUCAUUUAAUCGCAUUGACCUGCUUCUCGGUCGCAUUUCUUUUUGACCUCUUGUACGCUCGCUUUGGUCCCACCAGCCGUCUGCACACUCUCCGCAAUUUCAUGUCCCUGGAGUACCUUCUUGUUCCACCGCUCCUAAAUCCCCUAAUCUAUGGCCUGAGACUGAACCAGGUCCGCCGGAGGAUCUUUAGAAUUUGCAGCCGGAAAAUACAUACUCUGAAAUAAAUAUUGUGUGUUCUUUGCUGUACAGUUUGGAAAAUUUUGUUUUUUUUAGAAUCCGUAUUUUACAUUUGGAGUAGUUAUAUCGGCGUUUGAAUUGCGUAAAAAAUCCUAUUCCUUAAAAACGCCGUAUAUCAUAAAUGUAGACUGCAUAUCGCACGCAUGUAUUUUUACUUAUGGAAUUAGGUUUUAGUUAGUGAAAGAACAAGGGACACAUGGUCGACGACGCUGAACCGAACGAAAAGACGUAGAUCCCGAAUUGUGUGCAUUAGGCCUACCUCCAGCACAGCUGCCCAGCACGUGCAGCUGUCAACCGCAGACCACAAGCAAUCGUCCUAAAAGCUUUUGAACCACUACCAUGGCCCAAGCAGUGCGAUUUGAGGAAGGGUUUUCCAUAAAAAUCCAUCCGUACGCAUCGCUUAAAGAAAAUGUGCGUGGAUGUUUCUCUCCCCUACUAUGGCAUUGUAAGUUACGUAAUAUGUGCAUUUUCAUAUUUUGUAAAAUUUCCACAGCUUGAAUGAAGCACACUUUGAAAUAUGUAUGACUGUCAAUGUGAUAUAUAGCCUAUGACGCAACUAACACAGCUUAUAUUACACGGCAACUAAUAUAUUACAUUUUAUUUUACCGUCCGUUCAUACUGAUGGAUAUUCAUUGCGGUAGUAGGGCUGCAGGUUAAGUAGCUUUCGCAGAGAUAUAGUGACAUUGCCCUGCCUGAGAAUCUGCUACUUCGAAGCCCAAUAAUUUGCGAUUAUACCAUUAUCCUGCAGUGUCACUCCGGCUGCUGAGAACUUCUGUUCAUUAGUUCAGCGGUUAACUGAAAAUUGCUCCACAUCAUUAAAAAUGAAGUAACAAUUCACCCUGAUUGAUAACCACAUUUUUCAAUGGUUAUGUACUCCAUGGACCUUAAUAAAAUUUAUUCAUAUUUUUAGAAUGUGCCAACUUUUCAUUUGCAAUUCUCAUUUCUCCUUCUUUGCCGGACUCAUUACAAAACAACUUGUUUCGGAAAAAGAAGGCCUUGUAUGGACAAUGACAUUAUUGCAAAGUAAAUUAAUAAUAAUAAAUGAAAUAAUAUAUAAAAACGCAUUGAAAUAUUUACCCAUAAUCCUUUAAAAAAUAUGACAGAUACUUUAAUUUAAUUCAAUUAAUGAUACAGGAAAAAUAAUUGAACUCACGCAUAUUUGUUUCUUUGAGCUGAAAUAUAUGUGUGUUUGCGUGUAUGUGUAUUUCUGCAUGUCUCACUCUAGAUUUAAUUACCUUAUGGUUUACACAUUUAUAUGUAUUAUUUUUAUUAUUAUCAGUUACUCAUACCAAACAUGGUACCAAAACAAAUUAUAUCUUAACAACAUGUUUUAAAUGUACAAUAAUUAAAA
Molecule: messenger RNA, 2506 nt
Organism: Anguilla rostrata (American eel)
Lineage: Eukaryota; Metazoa; Chordata; Actinopteri; Anguilliformes; Anguillidae
Product: olfactory receptor 1-like
Exons: 1
Coding region: 213-1142 (309 amino acids)
Biological process (GO): detection of chemical stimulus involved in sensory perception of smell; G protein-coupled receptor signaling pathway
Cellular component (GO): membrane
Molecular function (GO): G protein-coupled receptor activity; odorant binding; olfactory receptor activity
Source: RefSeq, a predicted model, not a curated record